UUUCCACCCUCAAAAUCCUCUCUCCCUCUCUUUUUCUCUCUCUAAAAAUGGAGCUCCCACCACCCUUCCCAAGACCACCACCUCCUCCACCACCACAAGACCAGCAACACCAGAAAGAUUUAGACUUUGACAGCAUUAGAGCCAUCAAAGUCCUCGGCAAAGGAGCCAUGGGGACAGUCUUCCUUGUACACAACCAAGAAACAGACUCCACAGCCAAGAACCGAUUUGCCCUCAAAGUAGUCGAGAAAUCCACCCUCCAUACCAAAUUCGACGCCGAACGCCGUGCACGGUGGGAGAUCCAAGUCUUGAACCAAUUAUCCACCCCAAAAACAACCCACCCAUUUCUCCCCCACCUCAUUUCCUCCAUAGAAACCCAAGAAUUCCUCGCUUGGUCUGUCCCCUUUUGUCCCGGUGGUGACCUCAACGUCCUCCGCCACCGCCAAAACGACCAUGUUUUCUCCCCUGCUGUAAUCCGCUUUUACUUAGCUGAAAUCGUUUGUGCUCUUGAUCACCUCCACCAAAUGGGCAUUGUUUACAGAGACCUAAAGCCUGAGAACAUCUUGAUACAACAUUCUGGUCACGUUACUCUUACAGACUUUGAUCUUUCUCGUACGUUAACGAGAAAAACGGUAAGAAAUCUUGUCCCUAACGCCGCCGCGAGCUGCAAUAAUUUAAUCACCGUCAGCGAAAUUGAACAGCAACCUCAAAAGAAGCAGCAACAACAUCAUAUAAGGAACUUGACGAGGUGGUGGUUUGUUAAUGAUGUUCAACACAAAAAGAACGGGCUAAAGAAGGCAAAAUCUGCACGAGUUAGCCCGGUGAGUCGGAGAAAACUAAGCUUCAACAAUGGAGAACGGUCCAACUCGUUCGUGGGCACAGAGGAAUAUGUCUCGCCGGAGGUUGUAAGAGGAGAUGGGCACGAGUUCGCUGUUGAUUGGUGGGCUCUUGGAAUUUUGAGCUUCGAGAUGUUAUAUGGGACGACGCCUUUUGUAGGGAAGAACCGGAAGGAAACGUUUCGAAACGUAUUGACCAAGAAGCCGGAGUUUAUCGGGAAACGAAACGAGUUAACAGACUUGAUCGAACGGCUGUUAGAGAAGGACCCCACACAAAGGUUGGGGUAUCAACGUGGAGCUUGUGAGAUUAAGGAGCAUGUGUUUUUUAAGGGUGUAAGGUGGGACCUAUUAACGGAAGUCUUAAGACCGCCGUUUAUUCCGUCGAGAGACGACGGGGAGUUAACGGAUAGGGUAACGGCAGCUGGGGUGGAUAUAAGGGAGUAUUUUAAAGAUUUAAGGGCGCCACCUCCGUCAAUGCCGCCGUCACCGUCUUCGGAUUAUUACAUGAAAUUGUCAGAAUUCUGACCCACACGUGUGGCAGGUGGCACGUGAAAGAUUUAGCACAGUUCGUUUUCUUUUUUAUGUACAUAAAAUAAAAGGGUUAGAAAUUGAAAAACACUAGUCGUAGUGAAGAUGAAGAUUAGCUGUUACAAGCUAUAAAUAUAUAUAUAUAUAUAUAUAUAUAUAUA
Molecule: messenger RNA, 1522 nt
Organism: Populus nigra (black poplar)
Lineage: Eukaryota; Viridiplantae; Streptophyta; Magnoliopsida; Malpighiales; Salicaceae
Product: serine/threonine-protein kinase UCNL-like
Exons: 1
Coding region: 48-1358 (436 amino acids)
Biological process (GO): protein phosphorylation
Cellular component (GO): nucleus; cytoplasm; plasma membrane
Molecular function (GO): protein serine/threonine kinase activity; ATP binding
Source: RefSeq, a predicted model, not a curated record